Messenger RNA from Mustela erminea (ermine), 4893 nucleotides. It is a transcript of the gene MAF, whose product is annotated as MAF bZIP transcription factor. Gene Ontology annotation, cellular component: nucleus. Gene Ontology annotation, biological process: regulation of transcription by RNA polymerase II; lens fiber cell differentiation. The transcript is spliced from 3 exons. NCBI's taxonomy places the organism in Eukaryota, Metazoa, Chordata, Mammalia, Carnivora, Mustelidae. The record is from RefSeq and is a predicted model, not a curated record. The coding region runs from base 838 to 1992 and encodes 384 amino acids. Gene Ontology annotation, molecular function: RNA polymerase II cis-regulatory region sequence-specific DNA binding; DNA-binding transcription factor activity, RNA polymerase II-specific.
GCAAUUGCUUUAAACUCUUCUUGCUGGAUCAGAGGCUUUAAAAUCUUUUUUCAUCUUCGAGCUGUAGCUCGGGCUGCUCUUCGGCUCGGCCUCCCCCCUUUUGCUCUCUGCCUCGCCUUUCCCCAGGACUUCGCUAUUUCGCUUUAAAAAAAAAAAGGCAAGAAAGAACUAAACUCCCCCCUCCCUUUCCUCCAGCCGGGCUGCACCUCUGUCUUGCACUUUGCACGGAGAGCGCGCGCGAGGGAGAGAGAGAGGAAAGAAAAUAAUAAUAACAAUAAUAAUAAGAGCAGGCAGAAGAGAAGGCGAGAAGCAUGAAGUGUUAACUCCCCCGUGCCAAGGCCCGCGCCGCCGGACAGCCGCCCGCCGCGCCUCCAGCCCCGAGCGGCCGCCGCGCGCGCCCCGCCUGCAGCCCGGGCCGGCGAGGCGAGCCCUCCUUAUGCAAAGCGCGCAGCGGAGCGGCGAGCGGGGGACGCCGCGCACCCGGCCGGGCUCCUCCGGCUUCGCCGCCGCCGCCACCGCAGCCCGCGGAGGACCUUCCCGAGCCUGAAGCAGCCGGCUCGGCACGCACGGAGGCGAGCAGGCGAGGAGGGGCCGGGGCGAGCGAGCGAGCACAUUGGCGUGAGCAGGGGGGAGGGAGGGCGGGCGCGGGGGGCGCGGGCAGGGCGGGGGGUGUGUGCGCGCUCGGAGGUUUCGGGCCAGCCACCGCCGCGCGAGCUAGAAGCGCCCCAGCCCGGCAAGCUGGCUCACCCGCUGGCCACCCAGCACAGCCCGCUGGCCCCUCUCCUGCAGCCCAUCUGGCGGAGCGGCGGCGGCGGCGGCGGCGGCGGCGGCAGGAGAAUGGCAUCAGAACUGGCAAUGAGCAACUCCGACCUGCCCACCAGUCCCCUGGCCAUGGAAUAUGUUAAUGACUUCGAUCUGAUGAAGUUUGAAGUGAAAAAGGAACCGGUGGAGACCGACCGCAUCAUCAGCCAGUGCGGCCGUCUCAUCGCCGGGGGCUCGCUGUCCUCCACCCCCAUGAGCACGCCGUGCAGCUCGGUGCCCCCUUCCCCCAGCUUCUCGGCGCCCAGCCCGGGCUCGGGCAGCGAGCAGAAGGCGCACCUGGAAGACUACUACUGGAUGACCGGCUACCCGCAGCAGCUGAACCCGGAGGCGCUGGGCUUCAGCCCCGAGGACGCGGUCGAGGCGCUCAUCAGCAACAGCCACCAGCUCCAGGGCGGCUUCGAUGGCUACGCGCGCGGGGCGCAGCAGCUGGCCUCGGCAGCCGGGGCCGGCGCCGGCGCCUCCCUGGGCGGCAGCGGCGAGGAGAUGGGCCCCGCCGCCGCCGUGGUGUCCGCCGUGAUCGCCGCGGCCGCCGCGCAGAGCGGCGCGGGCCCGCACUACCACCACCACCACCACCACCACGCCGCCGGCCACCACCACCACCCGACGGCCGGCGCGCCCGGCGCCGCGGGCAGCGCGUCAGCAUCGGCCGGUGGCGCGGGCGGCGCGGGCGGCGGUGGCCCGGCCAGCGCCGGGGGCGGCGGCGGCGGCGGAGGCGGCGGAGGCGGCGGGGGCGCGGCGGGGGCGGGGGGCGCCCUGCACCCGCACCACGCCGCGGGCGGCCUGCACUUCGACGACCGCUUCUCCGACGAGCAGCUGGUGACCAUGUCGGUGCGCGAGCUGAACCGGCAGCUGCGCGGGGUCAGCAAGGAGGAGGUGAUCCGGCUGAAGCAGAAGAGGCGGACCCUGAAAAACCGUGGCUAUGCCCAGUCCUGCCGCUUCAAGAGGGUGCAGCAGAGACACGUCCUGGAGUCCGAGAAGAACCAGCUGCUGCAGCAGGUCGACCACCUCAAGCAGGAGAUCUCCAGGCUGGUGCGCGAGAGGGACGCGUACAAGGAGAAAUACGAGAAGUUGGUGAGCAGCGGCUUCCGAGAAAACGGCUCCAGCAGCGACAACCCGUCCUCUCCCGAGUUUUUCAUGUACCCAAGGGAAUCCUCUGCCUCAGUGAUGUGAAAAACCCUGUUGCCUGAAGUCAAAGAGAGAAACUGAGGAGGGGGGCAAAAGUCACACCGUCAACUGCUUGCUCCUCUUUGCAAAGAAGACCCUUCAAGGAUCCAGUGAAUCUGAGUGUUGGGAACCAGAACCCCAUUUUCCCCCAUUAUUCAAAAAUAGUAUCUGAUGACUUACACACUGCUUGAAUAACUAGACUGUGCAUAUUUAACUAUGGUUUCUUUCCUAGCCUUAUACAAAAUUAACAUUUUCUUGAAUAGUCUUGUACAUAGAUUUUUAACUCGAUACUAUACCUUUGGGAUUAAUUUGAGUGUCUGCGUGUGUGCAUGCUGUACCAUUGCUUUAUUCCUCUUGUUUUUAUUCCUUUCUUUUGUCUCUAUCUUUAUAAUUGGAAUUUGAGAAUCAUCUAUUACCUAUGAUGAUCUAGGCCCACUGGCAGGUUUUGUUACACGGAAACCAUCCAUUUUGAGCAAAGAGUUAAUGAACUUUUAAGGUGAGGUUCACACUGGUCCUGACCCUCCUGGUAAUUUUUCAUAUAAGGUUACUGGUGGGAGAGAAAUCAAAUUUCUCCUGUGAACUUGAUUGACAGGUGAGAGCAAGCAAGAGAAAGGCAUUCGGUCAGAUGGGGAAUCUGCGGGGAGGUGGACAAUUCCUCUGAGUUACUCCGUGAUAUUAGAUAUUAUAAGCGGAUAUAUGAAAAGUUCAAUACUUGAUACUCUUGGGAGAGUUACUUAGUGUAUAUUCAGAAAGUCACUUUGGCUAAGGGAUUUUAGUAGUGAAAGCCCCAAAUGGAGACCUGCUAGCCUUCUUCUCUCUUGCUAAUUUCCACUACGUACAGCUUCGUGGCUUAUUUCUGGCAAUUUUCUAGAGUAUGAAAAUUAAACAGCAAACCAUUUGGGGAGCUGUAUAAUUACCUUUCAUUUAUUCUCAGAAACACAGUCUAGAUUAUAUUAUGGUUUUUCGGCAUGUUGCAAAAUAUCCCUCCUAAGUGGCAUCAUAAAAAAGAUUAAGUUCUCCUUUUCUGUAGCAUCCCUUGAUCCUCACUAACAUUUUCCAUCAGCGCAUGUUACAGCCUAACAUACACAAAUCUACCCAGAUGCAUGACUUAUCAAGGUUGUGCCUUCUAAGGAAGGUCUUCUCACAUGAACCUCUGUGGAGGCAACCGCAAAAUUUUCCACGGUAGCAUCCUGGUUGCUGUGAUGUUAACAUCUUCGCCAUGGAAACAAGUGAUGAUGUUGCUUGACCCUAAUACCAAGGGUGCCUUCGGAAUCCACCUUAGGGGCCGUUCCUCGCUUAAAUUAACACAACUGGCCCUGCGUUACACCAACGUUGAAAGUGGCCUUCAAGACAUGUUCUUUCAUCUUGUGUGCUGAAACACUAGUUUGGAAGGUGGUGACGGAUCUUGGCCUGCUCAUGUCUAUGCUCUGCCCAUUUCAGAUGUUCCUGACAGUGGCUAAGACCCAUCCGGAUGCAACCAAGCCUUACAGAGCUGCCUCGGGGCAGGGCAGGUGGGACAAAUACUUAGGGGAGAGGCCCAUUUGUAGCUUUCCUGUCGCCUGUGGGAGAAGCUGAUGGAACUUGUAUAAAUAACACUUCCUGGGUUCUAAGUACCCAUCAGUUUGUUUGUUUGUUUGUUUUCUCUCCCUCUCUCUCUAGUCUUACAAUUAGCUGAGUGAACAUGUUUUAUCCUGACUGUACCCAUGCCAAUAUGAAUCCCAACAAAUGUAAGGAAGGCUUCAUUGUUUUAUGAACUGGGAUAAAAACAAAACAAAACAAAAACAGAACAAAAAAAACAGGAGAAGUAUUCAGAAAUCUUGUUUUUAUUUUGUAUAACUUGACCUCCCAUAUUGCCCGUAAUCAUCCAGAGAAAUAAAACGCAAGCAUGGUUCCCCGACGCCCGGUGUCAAUGUGGGUGCCUUAGCACGGCUAUUUAACUCAAACAGAAAAUUACAUCUGUCAUAACCGUGUUUCCGUUUCAGAGCCCAUCAAAUAUUUUAACAGAAAUGGUGAAUCAGGUGUUGUCAUGCAAAGGACAUAUGAAAACACACAGACUGUAAGUUCCAGAUUCUUGGUGCCUCAGUUUAGAGAGCUCAAGUGAGAACAGUGGCUGGUCUUGACUCUGUCUUCAUUACCGGCCCCUCGGGGCUUCUCAAUACCCAGUUUCUCCCGUACAUCCUCCAUCCCCCACGGCAGCAAGGAGCUGAAUGCUGUCCCGUAUGCUGAUUUGGAGCGAACCCUUCCAUCACAAGUUCCAUGAGCAUGUCUUAAGAGAAUUACGUCAACAUAUUUGUUGGCACUGAGAAAAAAAGGCGGGGGGCGGGGGGAGAGAAUAAUUUCAUUUCAAGUGUUUAUUACGCGGACUUACCUAAUUGUUUGUUGUUGUUUGUUUAUUUAGGUCAUGCUCCCACACAACCACCAACCAUACCCCCUUCCCCUAGUCUGCCUACUGUUUUUCUUUCGGUGGGCGCUGGCUGGCUACUGAGCUGAUUUAAUCAAUUAAUUAUAGCAGAGCAGGUGCAGGGUAACUACCCGGAUGAUGCCAUAUGAAGUCAUAUUUUCAGUGAGCCCUAGCAUACAACUGAAGGGGCGACUUAAAGAAAGAACGCAUUAAGAGGGGAAAAAAGGAAGAAGGAGUUUUGGUAAAAUCACAGUGCUCAUUACUUAACACCAAGCGAUGCUCCUGAAAGAGCGUCUGUGCUAAAAAGCACUUGUUCAGUCUACCAGAAGGCCAGAUUUACUGCUGCCGUUCACAGACGCCAAUACCGAGACCCUCAUCACCUGCCUGUUGCUGAGUCUUCCGUUUCCUUCAUCCAAAAAUUGCUGUAAAGUUGUUGUUCAGUGUCUGCAUUUUGGGGUUUUCCUGGCACCUAAUGAAAUUAUCGGCAAUAAAUGAGCUAAGCAGAA